Mytilus californianus (California mussel) is the source of this 2093-nucleotide messenger RNA. RefSeq lists its product as uncharacterized. The record is from RefSeq and is a predicted model, not a curated record. The transcript is spliced from 5 exons. Lineage: Eukaryota; Metazoa; Mollusca; Bivalvia; Mytilida; Mytilidae. Bases 83 to 778 code for a protein of 231 amino acids.
ACGAAAUACUUAUCCUCUUAUCAUAUGUUUUGAAUGUGGAUGGCUGCUUGUUUUUUUGGUGUGUCCGUGAGUGAUUGUUAAAAUGGUUUUAUUGAAUCAAUAUCUUAGUCUUUUGAAUGCUACUUAUCUUACAUUUCAAUUUCAAUGUUGUGACACUUACUGCACAUUCCCGGGGGAAACAUGUGAUAGAAGCAGGACGGAAUUCUGUGUGUGCAAGGCGUGUUUCUGCCAUAAUGAUUCCACAUUCAUGCAGGAAGAAGCGAAAGAAUGCAGAGCUCAUUGUAGCAUUGAACGAUUUCGGAAACAUGCACUUGAAGAUGACGAAGAAGCUGGUGAUAAAGAAGACAACGUUACUCAAACAACCGAGGAAUCACAAGAUUGUGUAUUAAUUACCACACUUGGUAUUGCAAGCUUCUGUGGCAAUGUGAUUGGCCUAAUAAUCGGUAUACUACUUGGUAUCCGAUGCCUUUUGAGGAGAUCUUACAAACAAGCACAGGAACAAGCAGAAAUUGAAAGUUUCAUUGGGAGAAAAGACAGUGGGAUAAAUGACGAAAGCGGAGAUGAGUCUGGAAUAGGAACGACUUUAGCAGAGUUUAACACGAGACGAAUUCUAACAAAUGUGACAGAUGACAUCAAUCGUCCAUCAAAAGUUCUGAUAUCCGGCCAGCGACAUGACUUGGACGAUAGUUCUCACACUGUUGAACAGGAAAUACCACAAGAAACUCAUGUGGUAAAAAUGGCCAACAACGUACCGACUCAUGCCAUUCAAAACCCAUGAAACUGACCAACAAAAAAACAUGUACAUUUUUGUUGUGUCUGCUGUCUUAUAUCAGUGCUUUACAUAUUCACAUUUAAUAGAAAAUUUAAACGCUUUUUUUAUAUCAUGCUUAGUAAGUUUGUAUGUAUGUCAUUCAUGUAUUAUAUUUUUUUUAUUUUGAAAAUCAGUUAAACUGAAAUACCGGAGGAUAAAUAUAAGAAUCAUGUUACACAGAAAGUCACAAACCAUAAAUGUGUUCAAAUUACUUCUUUGAUCUCUUUUUAGAUAGCAUUUAUAAUGUUUAGAAUAAAUAGAUGUAAUAUUAUGAUAGUGUGUCCUUUUUUUUUCUAGUAAAAAAUUCAUCAGAUUCAAACUUGGUUACAAAUCAAAUGAUAGUAUAUACGAUGCACUUUUACAAAAAAAAAACACUAUAGUAUUUUCAAGCUUCUUUCAAAUAAAUCAUUUUAUACUGAAAAGUUAUGCCUGCAUACAAAUGUAUGUUUCUUGUUUUUGUAUAUUUUAGUUUUUAUUAGUUUUACAAAUGUACAAUAUUUGUAUUAAUUGCUCAACAGAAGAAAAUAUCUUUUACUAGUGAAUGAAAAUGAAUGUGUAUACGUAUCAUCAUGUGAUGAUGAUUUGUUGUGAUAAAUACGUUUGAUUUUAUUAAACUGUGUUCAAAGGGAGACAAAUCUAGAAAAGAUCUGACUGGCUUGUGUAGUCAAUAUUUUACACAGAUGCUUGGACAUCAGGGAAUUUAUGGAUUUUAUGUUUUAGUGUUUUACACUUUUAAAUACAAUAGGAGAAAUUUUAAUUUUAUCAGGAAGUCUAAAACAGUUAAACAGAAACUUAUGGUUACAAAUGUAAUCACUAUCAUAUACACAAACAUGUGUAAUAAGGCUUAGCAUAAUUUUUAGUUCACUUUAAAACAUAUAAUUUUAAUUACAGUAUCUAGAAGACCUAAGUGUUAUCUAGAUACAAUCAUAUUAACUUCUUUGAUGUGUAAAUUUGUGUUUUAAAAUUUUUUGUCGGUAAUAUUUUAUUUUGUAAUAUUGCAUUUUAAAAUCGACUUUAAAUUUGGUUCUGCAUGGUAAAAAAAAUUAUUACAGAAAUAUUUUUUUUUUCUAAAUCCUGAAAAUACUAAUUGGUAAAGAUCAUUGCCACUUUCGUUAUGAAAAUGGCAUUACAUGUUUUUUACAAGAGCAUUCAUUACAUUUCAAUUUGUUCGGUGCUGUGUUAUUGUUGAUGUUAAUUUUAGUUUACUGGAUCAAAUUUUAUUUCAAUUUGUUAAAAUCAUUUUGUAAGGUAGAUGUAUACAAUAAAUUUAUUUUCAACAGUA